This is a messenger RNA of Oppiella nova, 1841 nucleotides long. The record is from the annotation of a GenBank genome assembly. NCBI's taxonomy places the organism in Eukaryota, Metazoa, Arthropoda, Arachnida, Sarcoptiformes, Oppiidae.
AGGGCCGGCGCUGUCUAUUGCCGUUUGGUUUCCAUCUGACGGGAACGCCUAUCAAGGCCUGCGCCGACAAACUGAGCCGCGAGAUGAAGGACUUCGGGUUUCCGCCGCAGUUUCCCGACGACAGCGAUGACAAGCCGUCGACCACUGCCGCGACACCGGACGAGCCGACCAUCAAAGACAAGUCGAAGUCCAAGAGGAGUAAACUCGAGGCGAAGACCAUUAAAGCCAAAUAUCAGUGGCAUAUCAUGCGAUCGCUGGGUCUGAGCGAUGAGGAGAUCAAGGAGUUCGCCGACGCGAACCAUUGGUGCGAAUACUUCCCGCAGAAGUGGAUCGAAGACCUGAACGCGUUUGGACUGCGCGCUGAUUGGCGCCGGGUCUUCAUGACCACCGACAGGAACCCCUACUUUGACGCGUUCGUGAAGUGGCAGUUCCAGAGGCUGAAGGAGAGGAAUAAGAUUAAGUUCGGUAAGAGGUAUACCAUCUUCUCGGUGAAGGACAACCAGCCCUGCAUGGAUCACGACCGGGCCAGUGGUGAAGGGGUCGGCCCUCAGGAGUAUACGCUCAUCAAAAUGAAAGUCUUGGACCCGAAACCCGAGAAACUCAAGAAACUCAAAGGCGACGUGUAUUUAGUGGCGGCGACCCUAAGGCCGGAGACAAUGUACGGACAGACCAACUGUUGGCUGCGGCCCGACAUGAAGUACAUCGCAUACCGCGUGGCCUCUGGAGAGGUGUUUGUGUCGACCAAUAGGUCGGCACUUAACCUCUCCUUUCAAGGCUUCACUAAAGAGAACGGAAUCGUCGACAAAGUGCUGGACCUGACCGGCGGUGACCUCAUUGGCGCCAAACUUAAGGCGCCGCUCACGUCAUACGAGUGUAUUUACGCCCUCCCGAUGCUCACCAUCAAAGAGGACAAGGGAACGGGUGUCGUGACGAGUGUGCCCUCUGACGCACCCGACGAUUACGCGGCGCUCAGGGAUCUCAAGAAUAAGCAGCCGUUGAGAGAGAAGUACGGCAUCAAAGACGAUAUGGUGCUCCCCUUUGAACCGGUUCCGAUUAUAGAUAUUCCAGAUUUCGGUAAUUUGUCGGCAGUUGUCGUGUGCGAGCAGUUGAAGAUCCAGAGCCAAAACGACACCCAGAAGUUGGCCGAAGCGAAGGAUAAGGUGUAUCUCAAAGGCUUCUACGAUGGGGUGAUGAUUGUAGGCCCGCAUAAGGGGAAAAAGGUGGCGGACAUCAAGAAAACCAUUCAAACGGAGCUCAUAGACCGCAAAGAAGCUGUGGUUUAUAUGGAGCCCGAGAAGCAAGUGGUCUCCCGGUCUGGCGAUGAAUGUGUGGUCGCUCUGUGCGAUCAAUGGUUCUUAGAGUACGGCGAGAAGAAGUGGAGGGAAGAGGCGGACAAGUCGUUGGCGCAGAUCAACACAUACCACGACGAGACCCGCAGGAAUUUCGUGGCCACUCUUGAUUGGCUCAAAGAUCACGCCUGUAGUCGACAGUACGGACUCGGGUCGCGCCUGCCGUGGGCUCAGGAAUGGCUCAUUGAAUCCCUGUCCGACUCGACCAUCUAUAUGGCCUACUAUACGAUAUCACACUUACUUCAGGGCGGAGUAAUGGAUGGCAGCGGGCCGUCACCGGUAGGCAUCAAACCCGAGAAGUUGACCCCAAAAGUGUGGGACUAUAUCUACUUCUCGGAAGUGUUGUAUCCGAAAGACUGUGGUAUUCCUAAAGACAAAUUGGAUAAAUUGCGCAAAGAGUUCAACUAUUGGUAUCCUCUGGAUCUAAGGACUUCGGGCAAAGACCUGGUGCCCAACCAUUUAACUUAUAUGAUAUACAAUCACUGCGCCAUU